Molecule: messenger RNA, 762 nt
Organism: Octodon degus (degu)
Lineage: Eukaryota; Metazoa; Chordata; Mammalia; Rodentia; Octodontidae
Product: melanoma-associated antigen B10-like
Exons: 1
Coding region: 1-762 (253 amino acids)
Biological process (GO): negative regulation of transcription by RNA polymerase II
Cellular component (GO): nucleus
Source: RefSeq, a predicted model, not a curated record
AUGGCCUCCAGGCAAGGGAACCAAUCUAGUGAGAGUUUCAGGAAGGAAGAAGAGGUGGAUAUAUGCAAUGCUCAGGAUGUGGUAAGCAUUCAGUUCUUGUACCAUACAUUCCUAGAUGACAGUAUAGCUAAAGUGUUGACCAUCCUUCUCUGGAAAUAUCAAAUGCAGGAGACAAUCACCAAGGCAGAAAUGCUGCAUACUUUGGGCCCUGCUUAUGAUAACAAACAAACAUCAGUAUUCAAGAUACUCCGUCAAAACAUGUGCCUGACCUUCGGCAUUGAUAUGAGGGAAGUGGACUUCAUGAGCCACACUUAUGCCCUCUUGCCUCUCUUGGGCCUUACUUAUAGUGGGAUGCUCAGUGCUAAUUACCAGUGCCUUUCCAAAGUUGACCUCUUGAUAGUCAUUCUGACUAUCAUCUUCGUGAAAGGUAACUGUGCCAGUGAAAAUGACAUAAAGGAAUUACUAGUAAAAAGGAAAAAGUUACCUCAGAAGGAUCACUUUGUUCUUAAGGAUCCCUGGAAAUUCAUCACUGAGGAAUUGGUACAGGAAGGAUAUCUAGAGUACCGGCAGGUGGCCAACAGUGAUCCUGCUCACUAUGAGUUCUUGUGGGGUCCAAGGGCCCACACUGAAACCACCAAGAUGAAAGUCCUAGAGCAUUUGGCAAAGGUUAAUUGGAGAGAACCCAGUUCCUACCCACGUCUGUAUGCAGAUGCUUUGGGACAGGAGCAAGAGGCUGCCCGUGCAUUAGGUACUGGCCAAUAA